AUGGUCUCUGAAGAGCUUCUCGAGAAAUGUCUGCAUAUUCUCCAGGAUCAGGCCCUGGAUGAGGAAGAGCAGGUCGAGAAGGUAGAGGAUUUUUUGCGCGCAAACUCCUCUCUAUCGGGCUCGUCUUUGGAGAACGCCGUGUUGGACAUCCUCUGGCGACAUCGUAACCGCAACCUUCCAGAUUCGUCGCCUCUCCCAACCCGGCACACUGUGAUCCGUCGCUCAUCACCUGCACCAUGGCAAAUGGCCCGUUCGUCGACUCCUCUCUCGCCCCAUUCGAAUCUGGGCACGAGUCCCGGGAGUACGUCGUGGAUGCAGAGCUCGCGCGGGGCAUUCUCCCGACCUCCGCUUUCCUCCACCGUCUCCCCGUUCACCUCCCCCCGCCCAUCGCCCCGGCUCGCUUUCGCACAGCCCAUUCCUCACUCACCGAGUCUAAAUGCAUAUGAAUUCUCAGAUCAAAGCCACGUGUCUGAUUAUUAUGGGGACCUGGGAGGCGAUAACAAUGUCGACUGGCUGGUGGCGGACGAUGCCAACAGCACUACCUCAUCCAGUGGUCUGGUUGGGCCCGCCGCUCUGAGUGCUACGGCAACUGAAUUUGUUCCCGACAUGAGCCCACAUGACAUAUUGCGCACUGUGCUGGGUGACAAACGCUCGAAUGAUGAUAUCGAGGCAGCUCUGGAAGCGAAUAGCUACGACCUCGGUGCCACCAUCGCUGCCCUCUCGCAGGAUCAGGAGGCGGAUAUCUUCUCAAAACAGUCCGACGAUGGUCGUGUUGUUGUUGGCAAAUCCAUGGCGAUGGAGCAAGUCCGUCCAGUCACACCGUCGGGCCAAAAUCGCAGCCCGGUGGUGUGUAAAUAUUGGCUGUCCACCGGGCAAUGCCUGCGUGCAGACUGUCGCUUCAGCCAUGACUUGACGAGCCAUGUGUGCAAGUAUUGGGUUAUGGGCAACUGCCUGGCCGGCGACGGCUGUCCUUUUUCGCAUGACCCGUCCGCACUCAUUUCCAACAUUAGUGUCACAGACAGCCGGCCGACUUCGCCUCCGACCGGCUCUGCAUUUCAAUUAGACAGUGCCGCUGAUGCUUUUCCGCCGUUGCAAUCAUCCGCUGGCGGAGUUGGAGACCAGUGGGCAAAUCAAUAUAUGGGCCGGUAUCCUGCCCACCUGGGUGGUUUUCAAGGAAACAAAAACGCCCCUCCAGGACUCCAUCCCGGAAUGGGUAAACGAAACGGCAGCGGGACGCCCCUUGGGCGUCCUCAUUCCCGUCCGACCAGCCGCCACCAGAAUCGAGAAUUGAACCCUACUGCGCUCUCUGUAGAUGAUCCAGAUGCUUUUCCUACCCUUGCCGCCGUGAGUGCGAGAAAUGCCGGGAAGAAGCAUCACGGGAAACGCGGUGGCCACAAUAACAAGGAGGCGAAUUCGAGCAGGGAAAACAUUCCUUCGUCCCUGGCAGAUGUAGUUCGGAUGACUCCAUCACCUGCUCCUGGAAAGGGCAAAUCCACAUCCAAGAACAAGGAGAACAAGAGCCGCGAGAACAGCGCGGCAGCCAUGUCGAUCCCGGGCCCGCAAAAUAUCCCUUGGCUUGAGACUGGUGCGCGGGCAAACCAACAAUACAUCAAAUACCGCACCGAGGCAAUUCGGCAUGGAACUGUGCGGAACAAGUUUUUGCAGAGUGCUGCUCAAGCAUGGAACCGCAACGACGCCCGGGCUGCCAAAGCGUUAUCGCUGCGAGGUCAGGCCGAGAAUGAUGCAAUGCGCAGGUGUCAUCGAGAAGCUGCACGCCAGCUGUACGAAGAGCGCAAUCAACAUCUGCACCAGGCAGGCCUUGACAACUCCUCCGAGGAACUCUACGUCGAUCUCCACGGUCUCCACCCCGAAGAAGCCAUCGAAUAUCUGGAGAAGAUCCUUCUCAAGCAUGCGCGGGAGGGUCUUCGGGUCGUCUACGCUAUUACCGGCACUGGCCAUCAUUCGAAGAACGGCAAGGAUAAGAUCGGAAAGGCCGUCAAAGCUUGGCUCAACGAAUGGCGGUACCUGUUCCGGGAAUUCAGCGUGCCCGGCGAGCGAGGUGGCUACGUUGGCGGGAUCCUUGGAAUUGAUCCCACCAGCUAUGACAAAUCACUUGCCCACAGCAUAGCAAAUGAGAUUUCGGGGGCUGACGCUGACGGAGAGCCUCCUGCCCUGGCGAUGGGCAAGAUCCAACUGCUCAAGCGCGAGGAUCUCGAGACCAAGGAUCGAUGA
This is a messenger RNA of Penicillium alfredii, 2232 nucleotides long. RefSeq names its product CCCH zinc finger and SMR domain protein. The record is from RefSeq and is a predicted model, not a curated record. Gene Ontology annotation, biological process: negative regulation of DNA-templated transcription. Bases 1 to 2232 code for a protein of 743 amino acids. The transcript has 3 exons. Gene Ontology annotation, molecular function: RNA binding; metal ion binding. Gene Ontology annotation, cellular component: nucleus. Lineage: Eukaryota; Fungi; Ascomycota; Eurotiomycetes; Eurotiales; Aspergillaceae.